Hippocampus zosterae (dwarf seahorse) is the source of this 6047-nucleotide messenger RNA. It is a transcript of the gene rxrba, whose product is annotated as retinoid x receptor, beta a. Gene Ontology annotation, molecular function: zinc ion binding; nuclear steroid receptor activity; retinoic acid-responsive element binding. The transcript is spliced from 12 exons. The record is from RefSeq and is a predicted model, not a curated record. The coding region runs from base 389 to 1774 and encodes 461 amino acids. NCBI's taxonomy places the organism in Eukaryota, Metazoa, Chordata, Actinopteri, Syngnathiformes, Syngnathidae. Gene Ontology annotation, biological process: cell differentiation; response to retinoic acid; retinoic acid receptor signaling pathway. Gene Ontology annotation, cellular component: nucleus; RNA polymerase II transcription regulator complex.
CAUUCACCUCCCGAAUGUUUGCGACGCAAACACUUUAGCUUUCGCGUUAGCUUCUUAGUUAAGUCGCUAACACGUUAGCAGCUAACUAACCCAGAUAGCAUGGGUUAGCGUCUCCCUUGCUCUGACAACUUUGUAAGCUAAAUGCGCAUUUUGGGGGGAAUUAUGACGAUAAACACCACCGCGCGCACGUUGUUCGUGUUUUCUGGCCAAUGACGCAAGAAAAGGUUUGUCGCGUUUGAAGAGCCGUUUUUGGUUUCCCUAAAACAGCUCCGGCCCGGGCCGCAGUCCGCGGUCUCGAGUUUGACGUCGGGCUGACGACGCGCAGGCUCGACGGUGUGCGGCCGCCAGUGACUCCCGGGUACCCCCCCACGCCGCAGACAGCAGCAUCAUGGGAGACAGUCGAGAUUCACGGAGUCCGGACAGUUCGUCAGUGUCGUCCCCUCCGUCAGGCCAGCGCUCGCCUCCUGUAGUACCGGCGGCGGCCUCGAUGACCUCCUUGCCUCCCAACUCCAGCACCGGCGUCAACAGCCCCAUCAGUAGCAUCGGUUCCCCUUUUUCGGUUAUCAGCUCCUCGCUGGGCUCCCCCUGCCUGCCAGGGACACCGUCGGUCGGCUACGGUCCCAUUAGUAGUCCGCAAAUCAACUCCACAGUUUCCAUGUCUGGACUUCACACGGUGAGCAGCUCAGAUGAUGUCAAACCUCCGAUAGGCCUGAAGCUGUCGGCGCACAGCCCGGGCCCAAUGCUUUCGCAGAAACGUCUUUGUUCCAUCUGUGGUGACCGAUCCUCUGGAAAGCACUAUGGCGUGUACAGCUGCGAGGGCUGCAAAGGCUUCUUCAAGCGGACGGUGCGCAAAGACCUGACCUACACCUGUCGGGACAACAAGGACUGCAUGGUGGACAAGAGGCAGAGGAACCGCUGCCAAUAUUGCCGCUACCAGAAGUGCCUGGCCAUGGGCAUGAAGAGAGAAGCUGUUCAAGAAGAGCGCCAGAGGAACAAGGAACGCGAGGGCGAGGUGGAGUCCACCAGCGUGGUCAACGAGGACAUGCCAGUGGAGAAGAUUUUGGAGGCAGAGAUGGCCGUGGAACAGAAGACGGAGCUUCAUGCCGACGGAAGCUCGGGAGGAAGCUCUCCCAACGACCCCGUCACCAACAUUUGCCAGGCAGCGGACAAGCAGCUCUUCACCUUGGUGGAGUGGGCCAAGAGGAUCCCCCAUUUCUCGGAGCUGGCCCUCGACGAUCAGGUUAUCUUGCUACGCGCAGGUUGGAAUGAGCUACUGAUCGCCUCCUUCUCCCACCGCUCCAUCUCGGUGAAGGAUGGAAUCUUACUGGCCACCGGCCUCCACGUGCACCGGAACAGUGCUCACAGCGCCGGUGUCGGGGCCAUCUUUGACAGGGCGCACAAUGCUGAGGUUGGGGCCAUAUUUGACAGGGUUUUGACGGAGCUGGUGAGCAAGAUGAGAGACAUGCAGAUGGACAAGACUGAGCUGGGCUGUCUGCGCGCCAUCAUCCUCUUCAAUCCAGAUGCCAAGGGCCUGUCCAACCCCAACGAGGUGGAGGUGCUGAGAGAAAGGGUGUACGCGUCUCUGGAGACUUACUGCAAGCAGAAGUACCCCGAGCAGCAGGGCAGGUUUGCCAAGCUCCUCCUGAGGCUGCCGGCGCUGCGCUCCAUCGGCCUCAAGUGCCUGGAGCACCUGUUCUUCUUCAAGCUGAUCGGCGACACGCCCAUCGACACUUUUCUCAUGGAGAUGCUGGAGGCGCCUCACCAGCUCACCUAGUCCAGCCGGCCGCCGCUGCGGAGGCCGCCUCGCACGCCCGGGAACUGCCGCCCGCAGUCCGGCUCGUCGGGCUUCACUCUGCUCAAUGGCAGCACCCAGCAGGGCUUCGAGUCGGCCCUCGCACUCGUGCACACGCACACACAUCUGCGGUUUACCCCCUCUGCAUUACGGACAGAUUGAAUUUAGAGCGGCGGCGUGGUUUGAAAAAUACACUCGUGCCAGCGUCUUUCUUGUACCGCCUCUUCUCAACCACAUACGCAGCCGACUAUGCACAUGCAUAAAAAAAAAAAAAGAUGUACACACACACAGAAACCUAUAUAUAUAUAAAAAGUGUGUGUCUAUGCACAGGUAUGAGUGGUAAAUGUCUUAAUCAUCUCAGAGCGCCUGUGUAUCGUGGAUCCGCGGAGUUCACGGAUGGUUUCUGGCUUCCAAUCAGGCGCCUCGCGUUCCAAUCAGCUGGUCGCCAUCACACCAGCGUGUCUCCUUAUUGACGUCAUCCUAAAAUGUAUGAUACACAUGCUUUGUAUUUCCACGAUCAUGCCGGAACGAGUUUGGGGUUUCUAUCUUUGAAGUACUGUACUCAUGAAAUGAGAGCUUUUUUUCCCCUCCCCCAAGGCAUUGAAAUCCCGGAAGGGUCUGGGAGCACUUUGAAUGAUUCUUAACGUUGUCCUCCCAUCCUUGAUGUGCGUACAGUGGGCUUUGUAAGACAAAAAGAAUGACUUGAAUUUCUCGUGGCUUUGUUUCUUUGUGCGUUGACCCUGUUUUCUUGUCUGUCCUGGCAGUCGCUUGGCAGUUUGGCGAGCUUGGGGGAGUCGAGUGCUUCACGCCGGGCGGGCUCACUUUCUCGUUUUACCGCCACGACGUCGUCCUUAAUGCACUUUUGUGAGUCGUACCUGUGCGAACGUUUCCUCCGAAGGGCCGCUGUUCUCUAAGACAAGGUACUUGGUGGUGGCUUUCUCCUCCUUCCUCGCUGCCGUGUUGGGUCCGAUCAUUCGGGUUCGGUCAGGAAAAUGUAAACCUGUUCCUGUUGAGUGGGCGGGCCGAGCGCGAUGUGAUGCUGAGCAAGGACGAUAAUAUUUUUUGGGGGGGGCGGGGGCCUGUGAAAUGAGCUUGGUACGCAUAAUAGUGGCCAUAGAGUGAAAAAAGUAUAGAUGAUUGGACGAUGUAAUAUUGCAAUCUUUUAUGCCACUCCCGCCCUCCUCCGAUUGAUGACAUCACUGGUCGGCAUUAGACAAAGGCAGUGAGGGACCGGCGUUGCCUCGAAUUUAGGAUGCGAAUGACUUCUGUGUGACUGACUACCUGACACUUUUCCACAUGAGAUGUGUAAAUAUUAGGACUUGAAACUCACAAGCAUCCUGCUCAUUGGGUUUUUCCCACCUAACAUCUAAAACAGUUGCUUUUGUUUUGCUUUUUUUGCCCCAGUCAAAUCAACGACCGUGCCCAAACUGCAACCUUUGCACCCGCGACCUUGAUUGGCACUUGACUUUUACUGUGAUUCGCAACCAAGCGCAGCUCCAAACUUGACCAGUAGUGUUUGAACAGGACUGCUCUGGAUUGAUGAUUGUGAGCCUUUCACCAGUCAGAAAUUUUUUGAAGUGUUGUUGUUGUUUUUUUCCUUUCUCCUUAAGCAGUGGCUCAAUGUCUAACAAGGUCUUGCACAUUCAUACCAAUGUAAUCACUGCACAGUAUGCAAGCAUGCAGUCAGGUCAGGCAGUGAGACGGGCGCUGAAAGCGGAUAAUGUGGCCUAUUAGAGACUUCAAAUGCAUCCUCUUAAAGAGGACUUGUGUGCUUUUGUGACUUGGAGGCCAGGCCCCCCGCCCCCUCCCCCCUCCCGUGAGGUGACCUGUGAGACAGGUGACUGAAUUUUUUCAGUGUUUGGCUUUUCUCUUCUGGCAUGCGCAGGGUGCAGGGGUGGGCAAACUACAUGUGGCCCGCUUUGUUCUUUCGGUGCAUUUGAAUUAAAAAAAAAUAUAUUGAAACGUCUUAAUAAAUGUGUUUUUUUAGUCGAUCUCAUUGAAGUUUUUUUAAAAAUGGAUUUUGAACCAUUUUGCCAGUUUUUUAAGUCUGAUUAUGAAUGUAUCUCUUCAUACAUUAUCAUUUCCAUUAAUGACAAAUACAAUAAAACGAGCUUGAAUUAUUUUAUUGAAAUGAACACUUUUAUUUGUUGUUAAUUUAGACGCCCUCUUAGGUAAAAUCCAUUCAUAAAUUCAUUUUUGUCCAAUAAUAUUUUAUCUGACUAAAUCAUUAGUUUGAUUUAUUGUAAAUAGUCAUGGAAAAACAGGUUUAGUUAUUAAAAUACUAUUUUAUAUCCUUUUUUUUUUAAACCUCCUUGCCCUUCUCUUCAAUUUCAAAAAUAAAUGUGGCCCUUGAGCACAGAAGGUUACCCACCCCUGCUUUAGAGGGUUAUUAAUUUAUAUAUGUUUAAAAAAAUGCUCUUCUUGGAGGCAGACCCCAAAAAUUUGAUUUUUAACGCGGCAAGACGGACGCUCUUUUGUACAGGCCGUUUGUUGGCCUUAACUGCUGAGCCUCCAUGAUAAUUAGGACUCGACCAAAUAAAUGCAACCUGGACUUUUAUCAAAAGAUUAAUUGAGCCACUGAGAAAUAAUGUGGGAACUCAAUUUAUGUUGGUUUGCAGAAGUUUUGUAGCUGAUUUGACAAUUCAGUGAUUAGCUUGUCCAAAAAUUGUGUCUUUCCUCAGAUUUUGUCCUCUACAGUUUUAUAUGUCGGACCUGCUCAGUGUCGUCUUAAGUUGCCUGAAAGAAGGAGGAGGGGGUUGUGCAAUAGUGUUUGAAUUCCAAACAUCUUUCAAUAUUUCAUGAAAAAAAAAGACAAAAUAAGGUUAACCCUCAUAUGCAAAAAUUAGAACCUUGAUUCAAACCAGCAGCCAUUUCUGCACUUAAAAAUGACCAAAAAGCAGCUCGCUAGCCCGCUCUGGUUCUCAGUGGCUCAAUUGUGCUCUGUUACAUAAGUGCGUCUCAUCCCCGAGUCCCCCGCGCUUACUGAAGCUUCUCCCACUGCGUUGAGGUGCGUUUCCGUUCUUCCAGAUUGCGUCGAAGUUUAAUGCAGUGUCCCGACUGUGAUACGAGGCAGAGCGAGUUCAUCUCUGGGUGAAUAUGAAGGCAUGACGUAGGCGAGCUUGACGGCUUUAUUGGUACAGUGCGGCCCUCAGCUUUCAUCCCUUUGGCCUCUGCUGCUUUUUAAUUACAUGAAAGAACCCUCCAAUGAAGUGUGUGCGAAAGACACAGUUCAUCCGCACGCUUGUAUGUUUUUUCUUUUUUUGGUGGCGGGGGAAGACUCUUUCCUCUUGUGUUGGUGGCAGAGAAGCCGGCUCUCACUUGACUCGUAGGCUGGAGGCGUUGACAGUGUAGCCAAGGUAUUUAAAUUGGAGAACUCUUACCAUCUUGACGGUUUUGGCUGUCACUUCAGCCUUCGUCUAAGCUGUAACUGCUUCCUUGUGACGUGUCAAAAAACAAAAACAGGUGACCCGGUCGGUGGGUAAACCUUCAAAAUAAGCCUCCCGGUCAAGGCUGUGAACCAGCCAUUGUAGAGGCAUGCACAAGGCCUCUGAGUCACGUCAUCUGUUUGUUUGACAUCCUCACAUUUGAGUCGGGGUGUGUUGACUUUUUAUAUCCACUGUAGGACCGACAUUUGUAGUCCAUCCAUGGUGCUUAACCCGCAGUGUGUUUGUGCUCCCGCCCCGCACUGCACCUUUUUGUGUGUCAGGCUCGCGCCACACCACGGGCGCAGAAGCACUUUCUUCCCUGUGAGAGGGUGAGAGUGGGUCCAGAAGGCCGCUUUGUCCUCAUGUGGACAAUUUGGUGGGAGGGGUCGCUUUGUUUUAGGAGGUCAAGGCUACGUCGGCGUGUGUUUUGAAGGUCAACUAAAGAAAGAACCAGGAAAAAACAAACAAAACUAAUUUCCCCCUUAGAGCGAGAUGCUUCAUGAAUUGUUUACUCGUUGCUCAAAGAACGAAGAAUUGAAAUUCACUCUUUGUGUUAUUUCCCAUCUUCAAUCUCUUGCGCUUCCAGCCUUAUGUUUAUUACAAAGUAUUAAAUGCAUCGAUUGUCCAAUCUGAAUGGAACCUGUCCCUCUUGUUUUACGUCUGUUCUCCAUUCUGUCCUCGUGACUGUUGUGUGCUUUGGAGAGUUAAAAGAAGAGAAAAUAUGAAAUAUUGCUCAGUUGUGUUUUUUUUUUUCUUCUCCUCCCAGUCAUUAAUUCUGACUCUUGUUUCUGUUUGUUGUAUCAUGUCCGAGUAAAGCUUUUAAUACUGUA